GUGGUUUCUUCUCUUCUACACGUGUCUUGUAAUUUAGAUGAACUCCUGGCACUCAAAGAAAUCAUUUAGCAUGUGGUGUUCAACACCUGAAUAUGGCAUCAAAACCCAGCAAGGUGACUGCAAAUGGUGAUGAAUCGACUUAUUCUGUCCCCCAGAGGUCAACUACAGCUACACCAGCAGGAAGAAAAAUCCUGCCGUCCGUCCCCGAUCCAGCUACCCAGUUACAGUUAGCUACAAAGAUGAUUGACAGGAAAACCAGCACACCGAAGGGAAAUCAUAGUUAUGGGCCGUUCUUCUUAGAGUAUUCAUUAUUGGCGGAGUAUCAUCAGCUUCAAUCACAAAAACUGCCAGGAGUCUACGUGAUUCCUUCUGCUAAGUCAACACUAGUUUGGAACGGUGUGUUGUUUAUAAGACAGGGCCUGUACCAGGAAGGCGUGUUCAAAUUCAACGUGGUCAUACCAGAAAAUUAUCCCGAUGGUGAUUGUCCGCGAUUGAUAUUCGACCCUCCUGUGUUCCAUCCUGUUGUGCAUCCAGACACGGGUGAACUUGACUGCAAGAGAGCAUUCCAAAAAUGGAGGCGCAACGUGAACCACCUCUGGCAGGUGCUACUUUAUGCAAGACGUGUGUUCUACAAGAUCGAUACUAAAACACCACUCAACCCAGAAGCAGCAGUAUUAUAUGAUCGUGACCUGGAACUCUACAAACAAAAAGUGUAUGAAUCCAUCCAGAUAUCAAAGGAAAAGUUGUAUGAUCCUCCGAACAAUGAUGACCCUCAUGCAAUAAGAUUCAGUCAAUUGGAUCCCGCCGUCCAUGACGAGGCCAAGCGCCAGCUUCAACCAAAGCGAAGUUCUACAAAGAAAUCUAUGAAGUUGAGCACUGAUGGUACUGGGAGCGAGAAUGCUCAGACGUCCGGGCUUUCGUGGAUGUCAUCGGGAAGUACGCAAUUAUUCACACGUGAGGAUUCAGCAACGGCUUAGCAGGCCUAAUCCUUCUACACCGUUAGUUUGUUUGGCUUGGUAUAAAGUUCAUUCAGUACAGGACAUAUCACUGCCUACGUGCUGUGUGCAAUUUUUACUACAGAAUGAAAAAUUAUGUGUAAAACGACAGUACUCAAUUCUAGUAAGUGGACUUUGAUUUUGCAUGGAUUUUUGCAAUAGUUUAUUUCAAGGAUUGUUUCUAUCUUGUGCAUUCUGUAACCGGGCCAACAAUGUGCUAGACAUCUGAAGGGAUGGAACAAGUGGAUGGUCCUGGGCCAAGUUUCAUCAUUCAAGAGACACUUUGAAGGGGGUUUUCUCAAACACUGUAUGACAGAACAGUAGGCAAGGUCAUGCUCUGUGAAUUUAUCCUUGCUGUUGGGCACUGAAUGACAUCUUUCACAACGCAACUAGCGUCAAAGUAUUUUUAUCCUGUUUGUGGGUCAGCGCCAUCUUUGGCUGUAGUUUAUAACCUGGCACCUCCUUGGACGGAACUGGUGCAAGCAACCAGUCAAGAGAGAAGAGUUUGCUUUAUUUAAUCAUGUUCAGAGGACAAACUUACCGCUGAUGUCUGUUUCUGGUUCCUUUUGAUGAGGAGAUUGUGCCUGCAAAUGCUGGGGGCUAUGAUAAUUAUUGCAAUAAGCGGCAAAUAACAGGUUGUCUGCUCAGCCUGGAGAAUGAAUUCCCCACGUUGCUGAGCAUCUUAUCAGGCCUUCCAGUUAGCCGAGCUUGCCUGUCCUGCAGGAAAGGAAAUUUUAUUUCAUAAAGUUAGAAAAACUGUGUUGUUGGGUCUUUCAACGAAACAUUGUUGUGUUCAACUGGUAAUAAGGUUCUUCAAGCAUGAUUUGCAUCAAAUAUAGAGACAAAUGCACUGCUGGUUUGUCCUAUGGAAAGCGAACAAAUUGUGAAUUAUGCAUGGAUUGAUUUUGUGCGUGUACCACAGAGUAACCCGCUUGUUAAUUUACCUCGAGAUUAGUGGAUAUUAUGACAUAUUGUCCAUGUUACCAGAUGGACACAAUUUAUUUCAAAAACAUUUACCAACAAGAUUUAGGAUGUUAUGCUUGUGAGGAAACCAUUCUCCCAGGCCUCAGGAAGCACUAUCCAGGGCAGUCUGCUCAUUAAGUUGGAAGGCCUGAUAAGAUGCUCGGCAAUUUGGAGAACUCAUUCUCCAGGGUACUGCUGGUUUAGAAUAGAUAUAUUUAUCACCGAUCAUGUGGAAGGUACCUGCAACGACCAUUGCAAACAAGAAACUUUUCUUUCAUGCAUUGUUGCUGGUCACACAAAACCAACCAUCUGAAUGUAUUAAAACUCUGACUACGCCAUGUCUGAAAUUCAUCAUGCUUUAUUAGCACCUUCGUGGCUGAUGUUUCACCCCCCCAACACCCCCUUUUCAGACCUCCAGAAAAAAAAAAGUACAAAAGGUUGCUGCAUAAGGUCUUCUGCAGCAGCUUCUCCAAGACAAGGUGACGGUCUUCUUGAAUCAAUUAUGCUAGCGUCACUCCUUAACUAUAUUUUAUUUUCUGGUUGAAAAAUGACCCUCCUUUCCAACACCCCCCCCCCCCCCCCCCAAAAAAAAAUUCCAGAAGUCUGAACAAAUUUAUCCUGACAUUAAAAUGGGUUUGUCUUUUCAGUUUCUGCCCCGCCCUGAAGAUGGCGAUAGUGUAGUUCCUGUCUCUGACAACCAACUCAAAUAGGGUGUUGGGGGCACAUGGAUCUACAUGGUUCGGCCAUGAAGGUGUUAAUAACAAUAACAAGAAAAUCUAUAGCUAUAUUCUAAUAUUUCUCAAAGCUUCCUUUAUUAUACAGGGUGACGGCAGGCUGUACUUGUAAUGAAAUAAUUAUUUCUGUUGAGCUUUCGAAUGCUUAUGCUUUGAAAAAUAAAACAUUGUCAUGUUCUCGUAAUGAAAAAGGAAAUUAGGAAAGGUAAAAACCGAUGAAGAAAUGGGGUGGUUCCAAAAUGUUGAAAUAACGAAUUUGCUGUUGCUGUGGGGUGCUGUUUUUGAGUUCUUGUAUUUGUACAUGCAAGUGACCUUUCACAUAAGGGCCAUUUAGAUGCCCAGGUAAAAAGCCACAAUCGAUUCGACCAUAUACAACCCACAUCAAGGUUCCCAAUCCUGUGUGCCUUUACACGUUCAACUUCUAUCUGGCCCACAAGCGGUCUAAUUGUAAUGCAUAUUAAUGAAAGCAGAUGCUCUCAAUGUAGUUUUGAAACAAGAAAUGUGCUUAAUUGUACAUGUACAUGCCUUCUUGGACAUUUGAGUACACAACAAAGUCAGAUGGAAGGUUGACUUUGAAUCCAAAGUCAUCCACAUGAUUACUGAUUAGUUUGCAUUUACACAAGGAAAUUUUGACCACAUUCAAAUUCGAUCGAAUAACAUUGGGGUUUUCUCUGAAUGUCUAAACUGCCCUAUUGUUCAACCUGUGGUAUGUGGCUUGUUUCCCAAAAACAAAUAAUAAACAAAACCUUUGCAGCCUGAAUCAGGGUGUUUCAUUAUCGUAACCAUUAUUAAUGAGAUUUAAUUACCAAUUUUAAUUCAUUUUGCUGUAUUUUCAUCUUGCUUCAUACAUUACAUGUUUCACAUACUAGAUGUCGCAAUUAUGAUUUCAAACCAAUGUAAAUAGUUCUAUAAAUAUAUGAAGUUACAAUCAA
Molecule: messenger RNA, 3624 nt
Organism: Lineus longissimus
Lineage: Eukaryota; Metazoa; Nemertea; Pilidiophora; Heteronemertea; Lineidae
Product: AKT-interacting protein-like
Exons: 10
Coding region: 93-977 (294 amino acids)
Source: RefSeq, a predicted model, not a curated record